GGAUAAGAAGUGUUUUGUUUUACUGAAGCUCUCCUCUGUUCCCACUCGAUCUACGCAAACCGCCUUCUGAAAAUUUCAUCGGCUUGACCUCACACUAUUGUGAGCUCUUUUUAGUUGAAUCGUUAAUAAUCUUUUUGCCUCUCACUUGCCAGCGUCCGCAACACUAUUCACAUUUUUUUUUUUCACCUUUAAAUUGUUUUGAGACAUAAGACGCUAUUUUCUGUUACUUUUCUCUCUUACGUCUUCCUACAAAUAUUUACUACGAGUACUACUAUCUUUUCUUUUUCGCUUUCCUUCUGCCCUACGGGAAGCAACAGCAAAACACUGACCUCAGAUCAAAGAAAACAAAAAAAAAAUGCGCGCCUUCACUCGCCUUGGCAGCCAGGCGAUGGCCUCCGCGGCGCUUGCAGCUGCGACGCAGUGCACCGCAAUGCGUACGUUGUACAGCGAUAAGGUGCAGGACCACUACAAGAACCCCCGCAACGUCGGCAAGCUCGACAAGGAAGACCCGAACGUCGGCACAGGUCUGCGUGGCGCCCCUGAGUGCGGUGAUAUGACGCAGAUGCAGGUUAAGGUGAACCCGGAGACGAUGGUGAUCGAAGAUGUGAAGUUCAAGGCCUUCGGCUGCGGUAGCGCCAUCGCGGCCUCUUCGUACGCCUCGCAGGCUAUUCGUGGUAAAACGGUGGCAGACGCGCUGAAGCUGACCAACAAGGAGAUCGCUCAGGAGCUGUCGUUGCCGCCAGUGAAGCUGCAUUGCUCGAUGCUCGCGGAGGAGACGAUUCACGCCGCGGUGGAGAACUAUCUCUCUAAGAACCCGACGCUGAAGAGCAAGGUGACGAAAAUGAAGGAGAAGGUGAACGAACAUUAA
Molecule: messenger RNA, 868 nt
Organism: Leptomonas pyrrhocoris
Lineage: Eukaryota; Euglenozoa; Kinetoplastea; Trypanosomatida; Trypanosomatidae
Product: putative mitochondrial iron-sulfur cluster assembly protein
Exons: 1
Coding region: 356-868 (170 amino acids)
Biological process (GO): iron-sulfur cluster assembly; intracellular iron ion homeostasis
Cellular component (GO): cytoplasm; mitochondrial matrix
Molecular function (GO): 2 iron, 2 sulfur cluster binding; ferrous iron binding
Source: RefSeq, a predicted model, not a curated record